This is a messenger RNA of Lates calcarifer (barramundi perch), 6280 nucleotides long. Its product is annotated as leucine-rich repeat-containing protein 24. Lineage: Eukaryota; Metazoa; Chordata; Actinopteri; Centropomidae. The record is from RefSeq and is a predicted model, not a curated record. The transcript is spliced from 8 exons. The coding region runs from base 681 to 2546 and encodes 621 amino acids. Gene Ontology annotation, molecular function: protein binding.
CAUGGUGAGAGCUGGGUCUGUGAAUAAUAUUACUAAUAAUAUUAAUGAGGGGGAGAAAUGGGUGACCCAAAAUGGCGCCAUUGAGUCCGAAUUGAAUUUCUCUAGCAGCUCAGUCAACCAUCUGUCGUGACAACCUCUUUAGAUCAACGAUGAACUGGUUAAGGGGAUGUUUACAUGAUUUGCAGCACAUUAAAAUUUGAUACGAUUUUUGUUAUAACGCUUUUAUUUUGAAUAAAUCGGGGCGGAAGUGUUUUUCUUGUUCCUGAUCGAGGAGCACCGUUACCUUGACUGUGGUCCUCAGGAGCAGCGAAGUGGGCAUCGGAUGAGAGGGUUCGCUGGGAAAGAGGAGUGAGCUGAACAAAGACCCGUUUCACAGCGGUUUAUACUCACAGCUGCAGAAUCUGCCGUUGUUGGACACGCCGCCUGAUGUUCGUCUGCUCGACGCUUGAUCCCCUUCUGCUUUCAAUGCCUCCCCUGUUUAGAGGAUGCGACGGGCCCAGAGUACUAUGCCCACCGUGGAAACAGUCAUCAGCUGCUGCUCUGCUUCAUCCUCAACACUGGAAAUAAUUUGGAGUAAUUAGGAUCGGAUAAAUAAUCGUGAAGAAGGAGGCGUCGUGCAGGGCAGACAUCACUGUCAGAGUCUCCUCCAUCCUUCCUCUGCGAGUCCCACUGUUGGUGUGAUGGCUGUGAUGUUGGUGUUUCUUCUCUCCAUGCUGCUCCUGUCCACCCAUACUCCUAGUCGAGCAUCUCUGUCCUGUCCUGUGAGCUGUCGCUGCUACAGCCUCACUGUGGAAUGUGGUUCCACCGGCCUCAGGGACAUCCCCAAAUAUGUCCCCUCAUCAACACAGACCAUCUUCCUCCAGGACAAUGUGAUUGGUCAGAUCCGUCGACAGGACCUCAUUCUGCUGAGGCACCUGCACUACUUGUAUCUGCAGAACAACACCAUCUCAGCUGUGGAACCUGGCUCUUUCCAGAACCAGGGUGAGUUGUUGGAGCUGGCUCUGAAUGGGAAUCGGAUCCACUUGGUAACAGCUGACAUGUUUCAGGGACUCGAACACCUCCGCAUUCUUUACCUGGCGGGAAAUGACAUCACACGGCUGUUGGACUACACCUUCCGUGGAUUACAGCGUUUGCAGGAACUUCAUUUGCAGCACAACAGUAUAGAGAUGUUAGCAGACCAGGCUCUGGCUGGCUUGACUUCUCUGGCCCUGCUGGACCUAAGCAGGAACAAUCUUCAUACCAUUGGCCCUGCGUCCCUGCGACCUCUUGUCAGCCUGCAGGUGCUGCGCAUCACAGACAACCCAUGGCGCUGUGACUGUGCUCUCCACUGGCUGAGGAGCUGGAUUGAUGAGGCAGGGCAGAGGCUGCUCAGCUCUGCAGAACGUCGGCUGGUCUGCACUGAGCCGCCACGUCUCUCUCACCUCAGCCUCGUCGAGGUCCCCCUCAACAGCCUGGUGUGCAUUCCUCCUUUGGUGCAGCUGGAGCCCAGGAGACUAGCUGUGCGCUUGGGAGAGAGCCUCAGGGUGUCCUGCCAUGCCUCUGGUUACCCUCGGCCACAGGUGACCUGGAGGAAGGCAUCCCAGGGGAAAGUGGUGCUUUCUCCCAGGGGCCUGGUUCAGGAGCUGGGUGCUGGAGGAGGUGGAGUAGGGGGAGCAGAGGAGGCUUCAGAGGAAGGCAGAGUCAGUCUGCAGAAGACUGAUAGCGAGCGCUUUGACCCAGACACUGGCAGUGGCAUGCUGUUUCUCAGUAAUGUGACUGUAGCUCAUGCAGGUUUCUAUGAAUGUGAAGCCUGGAAUGCAGGAGGUGUGGCCAGGGUGACCUUUCAGCUCGCCAUCAAUUCAUCCACUUCCUCUUCCUCCUCUUCCUCCUCCAUCUGGGCCUCAUGGUCCCAAGUGUCUUCACCAUACUCCCCUGCCUGGCCAAGGCUCAGGAAUCAUGGUCCUGCUUUAGGCUCAGAUGUGAGCCGGGAACCCCUCUAUGCCCUGGGCAGCAUGGCCUUCAGUGCUCUGGGAGCUGCUACUCAAACUGCCAUCGCUGUGGGCAUCUCCCUGCUGGCUCUGACCGCUCUGCUGCUGGUCGCCAUGAUCUACAGCCGACAUCACCAACGAGAUAAGGAGGCUGAUGGAGCUGAGAAGGAGGAGAGCAUCCUGUAUGUGAAUGACUAUUCUGAUGGCCCCACCACCUUUGCCCAGCUGGAGGAGUACCGUGACGAACGUGGCCAUGAGAUGUAUGUUCUCAACAGGGCCAAGCCUGUACUGCCUCCUGCUCCACCCACAGCUGUCUCUACCACUAACUUGGGUUGCCCUGCUGCAUCUGACACCUCCAGCCACACCCUCUCCUCUGGACCUGGUCAGACCAUGACUCCCACUCUGGCCCCCAACAAACAGCAGCAACAGCAGCAGGACGGUGACAUACGGACCAUGAGGAGAAUGGCAGGGGAGGGAGGGGAGGCUGAGCCUGUGAUCACAUCAGAGGCUGAAGGGAUGUUUCUUAACCACACAGGUCUGUUCAUGGACUCUCAGAUCGCCUAUGAGAUUCACUGCUAAAGGGAUGAGAGAAUCGCCUGCAACACAACCCUGAUUUGUAUGUGUUAGACAGUGAUUUAUAGCAAAACCUGUCACAUCUUGCCACUGUUGAAAUCUACCAGUAACUGACUGAAGCACUCAUUCCAAUGGUAGGAUUUACUUACUUUACAAGACUCAUCAACAGUAAUGGACUCUUAUUGGAGAAAGUUUACAUACAGUACCUGGCAGAGCUCAUAGUCUGGUUUAAAUAAGUAGCACUGGGGCUUUUCAACGGACUUACCGUGGCCUUGCCAAAAUAUCAGUGGCAAUAGCCAUUCAAAGGCCCUACAUACAAAGACAAUUUUAAGUGGACUCAGGUAUAUUCUGAGAUGCACACAACUAAGCUGUCCUGUACAUGAACAUCUGGAUCAGCAUUUAUCAGAACUACUUUCAUACCAAAACCCUUUCACCUUUCAUUGUUGUACAUCUAUGCUCUCAAGAGCUCAGACAAAGCUCACUUGUUUUAUGCAUCGUGAGUAAGGGAGAAGUCAUGAAAUUCUCCAGUACAUGAGCAUGUGGGAAUCUUUGUGAGUUUUGUAACUGUUGUUUAUGUCUUCAUUUAAUUUAAAUGCACUACAGUGAUGGUGGGAGCACGACGGCUUUUGCCACUUUUAAUUUGAAAGUGUGGGAACAUGAUCAUCACAGAAAAAUGAUCUAUGGGAAGAUUCCGUUUUCAGUAUGGGUCUUAAUCUCCCAUCAUUUGUCGUGCUGCUCAGUUCUGACUAAUCUUAUAUACAGUUCCAGAUCCCAACAAAACUAUGGUGUCUUUAUCACCACGCAUUCAACUUUAUUCUUGCUCUCUUUGGGUUACCUGGCUUCACUGAUUUUAACAUUAGUGAUUCUGGAUAAUUGGUAUCAUGAAGCAGGUUACCAAAUGGGUCAGUUAACCCUGGGUUUUCCAGUCGAGAUAUCAGUAGGUUCACAUGAAAGAGGGUUGAAAGAGAGUUCUUAGAGGCCAAUCACAUGCUACAUCAACAAGAGCAGAGUAUUUAUUUAUGAGAUUAUAUGAAACUAUUAUUACAGUGGGGAAAUUGGGCUCUUCAGGGAAGUAAACAAUACACAAUAUAAUCAAGCAACUAAAAUACAGUAGCUUUACUAAGUCACUUUUUUGCACACUUUGUGUUGUGUAGAUUUUAUUGUAAAUGGAUAAAAUUAUUUCCCUUCCAUCUACACUCAGUAACCUAUCGUGACAAAGUGAAAUCAUGUUUUUUGAAAAUGUAGCAAAAUUAUUAAAAAUGAAAAACUGAAAUCUCUCAUUGGCAGUAUUGAGACCCUUUGUAGUGGGACUCCAAGUUGUAGUCAGGUGCAUCCUGUUUGCUUUAUCUUUCAGAUUUGAUUAGAACUUUGAACCUGGAAUUCACCUAUAUCAAACUGAAUUGAUUAGAUGAUUUACUAAGGCACACACCUUUCUAUUUAAGGCCCCACAGUUCACACUGAAUGUCAGGAUGGAUCUCAUACCCUGCCCUAUAGAGAAGGACUUCCAUUGGCCUCAAGGAAGAUCAGGCAAAUUGUCAGAUAACUCAGGAAAUGGCUCAACCUUGACGAAGCUGUGUUCAGCAGGGAAGAAAACUACACACCCUGACUAAGGAUAUUGUUGGGUGGUGGAAAGAGCAUUUUAAGGAACUCCUGUGCUCAGGCAACACUGUGAACAAGACAGAAUCUGAAGACUUGGGACAAGCCUCACCCAUAUCCCCGGCAGAGGCCUCUGAUGCAGCGAUAACAGUAACAAUAAGGCACCAUGUGUGGAUCAGACCUGAGAUGCUGAUGUCUCUGGACAUUGUUGGACUGUCUUGGCUGAUGCAGCUCUUCAGUAUCACAUGGGAUCGGCUGCAGUCCUAACUACAGUGAGAGCUGUGUCCAUAUUCACAGCAAGAAGUCAAGCAUGUUUCCCAUUGGUGAUGGCCUGUGUCAGAGUUGCCCCUUUCAAGGUGCCAGCUAGGGAGAAGAAAGUGCCCAGUUGGGGACUUCAGAAAUAUGUCUCUGCUUUUAGUUGAUGUGGUUGUGUUGGCUUCAUCAGAUUGUGAUCUUCAGCAUGCUCUGUGGUGGUCUGCAGCUGAAUGUGAAAUGGCUGGAAGGAGAGUUGAGCUGAGUUUAAGUCUGAGGCCAUGCUUCUCUGCUGAAAAAUGGUAGAUUGUUCCCUCUUGGUUGGGAGUGAGUUGCUGGGCAAGUGAAGUAUGCUCAGGUUUUAUUAGUCAGUAAUGAUAAAAUGAAGCGUGAGACUGACAGGUGGAUUGGUGCACCGAUGGGGUGGAAGCUGACCCGGAGGGCAAAGCUUUUGAUUUAUCAGUUGACAGUUGGUCAUUAGCUUUGGGUAGUGACCAGAAUGAGAUCAAAGAUACAAGUGACUGCUCCCUCCAUAGGUUACCUGGGCUCAGCAGGAUAAAGAAGUCAGACAUCCAAAGAGUGGGGCUGCUGCUCUUCCAGUUGAGAGGAUCUUAUCGGGGUGGCCCCUUCGAUUGGAGGUUUUCCAGGCAAAUUCAACUGGUAGGAGACCCCAGGGUAGACCUACAACUAGGGCUGGGCGAUAUGGGAAGAAAUCAUAUCAUGAUAUGAUAUCGGUCGAUAUCAAUAUACGAUGGGGGAAAUAAUUAUCUGAUCCCCUGCUGAAUUUGUAAGUUCGCCCAUUUACAAAGAAAUUAAUGGAAUUUUUAUGGAUUUUUAUGGUUGUUUACUGAUUAUGGCAAUAGACAGAAUAUCAGUCUAAAAUGCAUAAAAAAACACACAAUGUAAAAGUUAUAAAAUGUUGUGCAUUUUAUUGAGUGAGACAGUUAUUGCCGCUGCUGCAAUAGCCUAUUGUAAAUUUGCAAAAUAUCCAGUUGAGCUGAGAGGGAAAGCGAGAAAGAUGAGACAAAGACAGCAAAUAGUAGCUAACAUUAAGUCCAAUUUGUAUUUAUAUUUUGUAUUUUCUACUGGGACAAAUCCCACAGUUUUUAUCAGCUGAGUCUGUCUCUACCGGCUCUCUGUACCUGUCAGUCCUCUGUCAUUCGGGGGCUGUGUCUCUUGGGGCAUCUUCGUCAGUAAUGCUGUCGCUUGAGUUUUCGUUUUCUGUUAACAUAGAAAAAUAACAUUUUCUGUCGCCAUUUUCGCUGCAGUACCCAAAACAUCAGCACAUGUGCUACUCCUGCGCUCUGUCUGCGUCAACCUAACCUGACGUGUCUAACUCUGUUCCAGCCACAUGAUUGGUUUGGCACAGUGCUAUUCUCAUUAUCAUUGGCCUUUCAUAUUGUCUGUCAGUUCUUUUGAUGUUGUUAUCGACAAUGUUUUUUAUGUCUAUCAAGGAGAGGUUCUAUCAUGAUAUAUAUCAAUAUUGUUUUAUCGCCCAGCCCUACCUAGAACACAGUGGAGCAAUCAUACAUCUCCUCUGGCCUGUGGACCUCACACCUCAGGAUUGCCCAGGAGGAGCUGGAAAAAAUGCUGCUGGGGAGUGGAGAUGUGUGAACUUGCUGUUGCACUGUGACCCAACACCAAAUAAGCGGUAGAAAAUGGAUGAAUGGAUGGCUGGACAUAUAUAACACAUACAUAUGAUGAUUUAAGAAAAAAAGUUAUUGAACUAUGGGUAUCUACCGUGUUUGACAAAAAUGUUUUAUGUUUCAUUGCCUGUUUUUUUCACAUAAUUUAGGUGCCAUAUUCAGACAGCUAAUGACAAAAAUGUCCAAAGUUCCAAUUGGUGUCAGUCUUUUCAAUUGUACAAAAAAAUAAACAUUUUGUCAAUCUAA